Molecule: messenger RNA, 3436 nt
Organism: Caretta caretta (loggerhead turtle)
Lineage: Eukaryota; Metazoa; Chordata; Testudines; Cheloniidae
Gene: FUT8
Product: fucosyltransferase 8
Biological process (GO): protein N-linked glycosylation
Cellular component (GO): Golgi cisterna membrane
Molecular function (GO): protein binding; glycoprotein 6-alpha-L-fucosyltransferase activity
Source: RefSeq, a predicted model, not a curated record
CGCUCACAGGCUGCCGGGCUCUGGUGCGCGCACCCGCUCAGCACUCUUACUCCCCGGAGCGCGCGCGCGCUCCCGCUCCCUGACGCGCGCUCGCUCCGCGCUGUGUCUCUCGCGCCCGCUCGCUCAGUCAGAAGCUCCGUUAAGCGACGGCAGGUUCCUGUUUCCGUAUUUUCAUCCCCCUCCAGACCCGCGUCCGCGCGCCGACGCCUCCUGCAAGCCGGCACCCGCAGCAGGAGGGGAGCCGGCGGGCGCUGCUGCUGCUGCUACUCGGGUCACUGUCUUUGUAAAAUUCAAGGAGAGAAGCAGAUACACGUGAUCCAGCUUCAAGUAGAAAAAAAUCUUCAUUACCUUCCAUAGAAGAAAAAAGACACAGUUAAUUUCACUGACUGCUGGAUCAGAGGAAACAGUUAUUUCCCUAGAAGCCCAUCAUGCAACUGUUUCUACUUCCUACUGUCAUGGAGAAGAAUAUAAAACGAAGAAGCACGUGAUACUAAAGCUUUCUACAUACAACAUUAUAAGGAUCUCUCUCAAAGAAUUGCUGUAGGACUAACACUGAUUAUAAUUUGUCUUAAGCAUAAUGUGGUGAAACAGAGGAACAGAAGUUGUCCAUCUUUGUAGAGACUAAGGAAUUACAAUGUUUAUUUUGUGAGCUAAAACAGUUUUGCAGUGAACUGAGCAUAUGAAAAUGCGGCCAUGGACUGGUUCCUGGCGUUGGAUUAUGCUCAUCCUCUUUGCCUGGGGGACCUUGCUAUUUUAUAUAGGCGGACACUUGGUACGAGACAAUGAACACCCAGAUCACUCCAGCCGUGAACUAUCCAAGAUACUUGCAAAGCUUGAACGUUUAAAACAGCAAAAUGAAGACUUAAGGCGGAUGGCAGAGUCUCUCAGCUGGAAAUGUGUCCUUCGGCGGGUCAUCAACACCUGAAAGCAGACUUUCAGAGAUUAGAAGGAGGAGAAAGAGAAUGUGGGAGGACGUGUUCACCGAGACAAUGAACGCCUCCAGGACAACUGACGCAGAGCUGAGAGCAUGGAGGUUUUCGCUGUCCGAGAAGAUAGACGUGGACAUAGAGAGAAAGAAAGCUUCCAAUGAGCAAGAGUGUGCGACGCAGGAUGAGAUGCUUUGGAUUAUGAAGGACCAAGCGGACAUGUUGAGGAUACCGGAUGGUCCCAUUGAUCAGGGGCCAGCUGCAGGAAGGGUACAUGCUUUAGAAGAGCAGCUUUUAAAGGCCAAAGAGCAGAUAGAAAACUAUAAGAAACGAACUGGAGAUGGCAUGGGGAAAGACCAUGAAAUAUUGAGAAGAAGGAUUGAAAAUGGAGCCAAGGAACUUUGGUUUUUUCUUCAGAGUGAAUUGAAGAAGUUGAAAAAUUUGGAGGGAAGUGAACUCCAAAGACAUGUUGAUGAAUUUCUAUCUGAUCUCGGUCACCAGGAAAGGUCGAUAAUGACAGAUCUGUACUACCUCAGUCAAACAGAUGGAGCAGGUGAUUGGCGAGAAAAGGAAGCCAAAGAUCUGACAGAGCUGGUACAGAGGAGAAUAACAUAUCUUCAGAACCCCAAGGAUUGCAGCAAAGCCAAGAAACUUGUGUGUAAUAUCAACAAAGGCUGUGGCUAUGGCUGUCAACUUCAUCAUGUUGUCUACUGCUUCAUGAUUGCAUAUGGAACACAACGAACACUCAUUCUGGAGUCUCAGAAUUGGCGUUAUGCUACUGGUGGCUGGGAGACUGUCUUUAGACCUGUAAGUGAGACGUGCACAGACAGAUCAGGCACUACCACUGGACACUGGUCAGGUGAGGCAAAUGAUAAGAAUGUUCAGGUGGUGGAACUUCCCAUCGUUGACAGCCUACACCCACGACCACCUUAUUUGCCAUUGGCUGUCCCAGAAGACCUGGCUGAUAGACUAAUUCGUGUCCAUGGGGAUCCUGCGGUGUGGUGGGUCUCGCAGUUUGUCAAAUAUUUGAUUCGCCCACAACCAUGGCUAGAAAAGGAAAUCGAAGAAGCAACAAGGAAACUUGGUUUCAAACAUCCAGUUAUUGGUGUUCACGUCCGAAGGACAGACAAAGUGGGAACAGAGGCAGCAUUUCAUCCCAUUGAAGAGUACAUGGUACAUGUUGAAGAACGGUUCCAGCUUCUUGCCCGCAGAAUGCAUAUAGACAAAAAACGGGUUUAUUUGGCUACCGAUGACCCUUCGCUACUACAAGAGGCAAAAUCUAAAUAUCCAAAUUAUGAAUUUAUCAGUGAUAACUCCAUAUCUUGGUCAGCUGGACUUCAUAAUCGAUACACUGAAAACUCACUGCGGGGUGUUAUUCUGGAUAUCCACUUUCUGUCUCAGGCAGACUUUCUGGUCUGUACGUUUUCGUCACAGGUUUGUCGAGUUGCCUAUGAAAUCAUGCAGACUUUGCAUCCAGAUGCUUCAGCAUAUUUCCACUCUUUGGAUGAUAUCUACUAUUUUGGAGGACAGAAUGCGCACAACCAGAUUGCCAUUUAUGCCCAUCAUCCACGAACUGCUGAUGAAAUCCCCAUGGAACCUGAAGAUAUAAUUGGUGUGGCUGGAAACCACUGGGAUGGUUACUCUAAAGGCAUCAAUAGGAAAUUAGGGAGAACAGGCCUAUACCCAUCUUACAAAGUAAAGGAGAAAAUCGAGACAGUCAAGUACCCUACAUACCCAGAGGCUGACAAAUAGAACAAAAGGAGGGUUGUCACUCACUCUCAAUUCUAAUCCGUUCAAACCAACCAACAUACAGAAGGCUUAUAUGGGAUUUGAAUUCGCAUUUUAACAUGUAGUUAAAAUGAAAGCCUUCAGCGUUCAGACUAAAUAAGAAGCUUGGAGCAAAUGGACAGGUCAUUAUUUGAACUUUGUGUUGAACUUUUUUUUUUUGUUAUAUGCACUCUCACACAUGUGCGUGCACACAUCCUCCCAGGAAAACUGUUAUUUUAUACUAUUUGUCUCUUUCAAGAUUUGUCCCUGUCAUUAGUCAUGUGUGAGCUUUGUGCUCUCCUCUUUGUCAUUAAUUGACUAUAAUACUCAGACUUAGAACACUGCCAUAUUGUGUAAUUUGAGUGACAUGAACAUAUUUUGUAUGUGCGGAAUUUACAACAUGGUGCCUAUAUUUGAAAGAUCUGUGACCUUUUCAGAAGAGCCAUGCCCAGUUCCACUGAUAGGCAAGAGCUGAUCUUUAACUGGUCUUGUCACGAGUGGCGAACUUGCUCCAAUCAACCGAUUCAAAAAUCAAACUAGAUCUUUUUUCUUUACAAGAUUCUUUUAAAAGAAACAAUUCCAUUGAUUAGUUCACCUCAUCAAUAAUAAAGGAUACAUCCAAACAAUAAAAUAUUCACUGUCUGUUAGGAACUUUUGUAAACAAUGCCAUGAACAGAUUCUUUAGUACUGUAUGUUUCUGGACAUUGUCUUUGAUAACAAAAAAUAAAUUUAAAAAACGAGUA